AUGGCAGCGUCGACCGUUGUUUUCGCCUCAUCUCACCGCUACAAAUCACCUAGCGCUGGCAGCAAUAUCAGCCUGUUAACGUUAUACCUGCUUUUCACCUUCGCAAUAAUUACUUCCGCCAUGUCAAUUUCCAGCACAGAUGACGCCUCGGCUGUGCCAGAUUCCGAAGAGACAUUUGUCUUAUUUUUAAAUGAGAGUACUUUAUAUGAUGAAAAAAUAUACUCAGUCGCUCCGCUAACUUAUGCGGCCGGAAAACACCAAAACUCAGUUGCCAUCUCCACCUUUGAAAUUCGAGGAAACAUCAAUUUGGUACGCAGUACUGCGGAUAACAUUAGCGACUCUGAUAUGGCUUUCAUCAGCUGUGACACAGAAAAUGAGCAAAAAGCUGCGGGAGACUUACUUGUCUUCGCUGCCGAUAAAAAGCCGCAAGCCAUUGUGCUAUACAGCAAAGAUAAAGAGACCUGUACCUAUACUAAUGAUAAUGGCUACCAGUCAGUAUAUUCGAUGAUCUCUAAAAGAGAUAGCCUUGAACUAGUAACAAUUUUCAAUUCAGAUUCCGCUCUUCUACAGGCGAUGAUAAGCUCCAACACUUCAGAACCAUCAGAUGCUACAAAAGAUAACGUCAGUACUCAAGGGGGUCCUGCACCUACCACAGCGGUAGCUAUGAGUAUCUUGUACAGCAUCACUGGUAUAAUUACUCUAUUAUUCCUGAUUAUAAUCGCUACAGGAGCCAUCCGUGCACAUAGACAUCCUGAGAGAUAUGGUCUGAGAAAUACUGGAAUGCCAGGUCAAAGCCGAGCAAAAGGAUUAGCUCGGGCUAUUUUAGAUACGAUACCUAUUGUCAAGUAUGGCGGCACAACAACAGAUAAAAUGGAGACUGAGCUUGAGGCUGGGAAUCGCGAUGUAAAAGAUUUUAAUGUAACUAAUGAAAACGCGAUGGAAAAACCCGAAAUCCUCGUGCCAACGUCUAAAGCUCUCGAGCAGGGCAAUUAUCCCAUCAAAGCAGAAAAUUUGGGUUGUUCUAUUUGCACGGAAGACUUUUUGAUCGGAGAAGAUUUGAGAGUUUUACCGUGUCACCAUCAGUAUCACCCUGCAUGUAUCGAUCCUUGGUUACUUAACGUCUCCGGCACUUGUCCAUUAUGUCGAUACGAUCUUCGUCCAAAUACUACCUUGGCUAGCUCAGAGGGGGCCUCCGAAGGCUAUGAACUCCCACCGCCAUUGUCAGCUAUCGAGAAUAAUAGUCACUCAUCUGACUAUGACGUAGCAAAUCGUCAUCGUUACCCUCUCGCACGAUUCCUCGACCGCAACCGUCUACGCCAUGCUCCACCUGAUGAGCGAAUAGCUGCUUUACGCCAGCUUCGUCAUCAUUCACGGGCUGAAGCUGGCCAGUCCACCACUGAAGACGCCGAGGAAAGAAUCCGCAGUGUGUCAUUGGCUCAGAGACUCAAGGAUGCUUUCCGAAUAACGACAAGGACGCAGUCAGUCGCAACUCUACCCUCUACUUGA
Messenger RNA from Blumeria graminis f. sp. triticale, 1506 nucleotides. Lineage: Eukaryota; Fungi; Ascomycota; Leotiomycetes; Helotiales; Erysiphaceae. The record is from the annotation of a GenBank genome assembly.